AUGGUUAAUUUCAACCCUUUCGAGCUUCCCGAAGAGCUCGUGGCUCAAGUCACCCACCAUCUCAGCGCGAACGAAUUGGCGUCUUUUGUCAGGACUUGCAAAACCUCUCACCGAAUCGGCUAUGACUCGCUUUAUUCGAUGACCAUUGCGGAGUUGCGAAGAGUGAUAGACUGGGCGAUGCUCAAGAACCAAGCACAGACGAUGAUCCAUCUAUUCCGAUACAACUGGCGUAUUGCUGCGAAGCACCCCAAUCUCGCACACGGCCCUCUGCAUUACGCCUGCAAAAAGGGCGAGGCCGCUCUCGUGCGCAUUUUACUCGACUCAGGGCUGCUGCCGAGCAUGUCAAACUCCAGACAGUCAUUUCCGCCCUUGGAGACUGCCGCCAUGUAUGGCCAUACUGAAGUUGUACGUAUUCUCGUUGAGGCGCGUGCCACAGCUGGGACACACAACUUCAGCGAAAAUUUCUCCAUCAUCUGUCGAGGUCAGCCGGAUCGCCUUGAGAUAGCGCGACUUCUCGUCUCCCAUGGAAUUAACGUCAACGAACUGGAUGAGGGCGGAAACAACUUUAUGCACCACGCUUGUAAGAGGACACCGAGCUCUGCUGGCACCACUUGCAACGUCAAACUACUUCUGGAUCUCGGGUUGGACAUUGAUGGUCUGAAUGGCAAUCGGGAGACGCCACUCGCUCUAGCGUCUCGGUGCAGGUCCUCGGAUGUUGUUCGGUUGUUAGUCACUCGUGGCGCUGAUGUGAACGCUGUUGGCCCAGAUGGGCAAUCACCGCUACAAGCGCUUUUAAGUGAAUCGGAAGAUCCGUACGAAAUUGCAAAGAUCAUUCUGAACGGUGGAGCCGUCAUCACUGUUGAUUCCGGUCUGCACUUGAUACGACAUGCUUUUCUCAACGAUUGGCCGCGCACUAUCGCUCACUUAGUUACUGCGUGGAGGGAUCAAGUGUCGGAUCUGCACUGUCCAGACCCAAAUCUCGUGUUCUGUGCAACUGCAGGCGCCGGAGACGUCGUAUUCCUGAUGCAGUUGUUAGAGCGUGGGGAUAUGGAUCCCAACUGCGAGGUUGAAGGGAAGACGGCUCUCGUUGCCGCUGCCGAAUCAGUGCCGAAUGGGGCUCUCUCAUUCCUCAUCCCACACGUGUCGAACUAUGAUAAAUGAAGCAAGAACGGUCGCACUGCGCUCCACAUUGCUAUCAUUCGCGGUGAAGAGCCUGCUGCUCGUCUGCUAUUGCAACAUACUAGAUUCCUCAGCAUUGCCGACGAUUUUGGGCGAACUCCGCUCCUGGAUGCCGUGGAACA
Molecule: messenger RNA, 1301 nt
Organism: Aspergillus calidoustus
Lineage: Eukaryota; Fungi; Ascomycota; Eurotiomycetes; Eurotiales; Aspergillaceae
Source: the annotation of a GenBank genome assembly